This is a messenger RNA of Clupea harengus (Atlantic herring), 15139 nucleotides long. RefSeq names its product ankyrin repeat domain 52a (gene ankrd52a). NCBI's taxonomy places the organism in Eukaryota, Metazoa, Chordata, Actinopteri, Clupeiformes, Clupeidae. The record is from RefSeq and is a predicted model, not a curated record. Gene Ontology annotation, molecular function: protein binding.
UCAAUGCCGUACUGCCGCCGUUCCUGUAGGUGGAUUCAGCUCAACGCGCCGACUGUCUAUCAGAGCAAUAAACAACGCCGAACCACACACGGACACAGAGCUACCCUUCCCCUAAAAAUUAUCAUAAUCAAACAAAAAUAUCCCUGUUACCUCUCUCCCCGAUCCUAAUGAAGGAGCUUCGCCCUGACUGACCAAGGGACAUGGGAAUACUAAAUAUAACCGACCAGACACCUCUGGUCCAGGCUAUAUUUAACCGAAAUGUAGAAGACGUGAAGUUUUUGUUGCACAAGAAAGAAGAAGUCAAUGCACUGGACCAAGAGCGCCGCACCCCCCUGCAUGCUGCUGCAUGUAUGGGGGAUGUUCACAUCAUGGACCUCCUCAUCAAGUCAGGUGCUAGUGUCAACGCUAAGGACCAAGGCUGGCUGACUCCUCUGCAUCGGGCAUCUGCCGCUAGAAAUGAAAGGGCCGUGGGGCUGCUUCUGCGGCAGGGAGCAGAAGUGAAUGCACGGGACAAGCUGUGGCAGACACCGCUGCAUGUGGCGGCCGCCAACAAGGCCACGCGCUGUGCCGAGAUGCUGCUGCCGCAGCUCAGCAGCCUGAAUGUGGCCGACCGCUCGGGACGCACCGCCCUGCACCACGCCGUACUCAGCGGACACUCCGAGAUGGUGAAUCUGCUCCUGAACCACGGGGCCAACCUGAGUUCCAGUGACAAGAAAGACCGGCAGGGCAUCCACUGGGCGGCCUACCAGGGGCAUCUGGAGAUCGUCAAGCUGCUGGUGUCCCGUAGUGCCGACAUUUCUAGUCGGGACAAGCGGGGCUACACCCCUCUGCAUGCGGCAGCUGCCAGCGGACACAUUGACGUGGUCAAGUACCUGCUGCGACUCGGUGCAGAGAUCGACGAGCCAAAUGCCUUCGGCAACACCGCACUGCACAUGGCGUGCUACACGGGUCAGGAGGCAGUGGCCAAUGAGCUGGUGAACCGCGGCGCCAACGUGAACCAGCCCAACCAGCGUGGCUGCACACCCCUGCACCUGGCAGCCGUCUCCACCAAUGGGGCCUUGUGCCUUGAGCUGCUGGUGAACAAUGGAGCUGAUGUCAACAUGCAGAGCAAAGAAGGGAAGAGCCCCUUGCACAUGGCUGCCAUUCACGGGCGAUUCACGCGCUCCCAGAUCCUUAUUCAAAAUGGUGGGGAGAUUGACUGUGUGGAUAAAUAUGGCAAUACUCCUCUUCAUGUAGCUGCUAAGCACGGCCAUGAGCUUCUCAUCAGUACCCUCAUGACCAACGGGGCUGACACAGCCAGGCAAGGGAUCCAUGGUAUGUUUCCACUGCAUUUGGCCGUGCUCUACGGGUUCUCAGACUGUUGUCGAAAGUUACUUUCCUCAGGUCAGCUGUACAGCAUCGUGUCGUCGCUGAGUAACGAGCAUGUGCUGUCGGCAGGGUUUGACAUAAACACCCCAGACAGCCUGGGGAGGACCUGCCUACACGCUGCUGCGUCUGGGGGGAAUGUUGAAUGUCUUAAUUUGCUGUUGAGCAGUGGUGCUGACUUGAGUAAAAAGGACAAAUUGGGAAGGGCUCCUUUGCACUAUGCGUCCGCUAACGGCAAUUACCAGUGUGUGGUGGCUCUAGUGAGUGCUGGGGCAGAGGUCAACGAGCUGGACCUGAAAGGCUGUGGCCCUUUGCACUUUGCUGCUGCAUCCCAGACCUUCCGCAGAGUGGACCGGCAUUACGCUGCUGACUGCCAGAGUGAGGAGAGGGACAAGGAAGGCCUGGUGUGUCUUGAGUACUUGCUAGACAACGGGGCAGACCCGUCCCUGCGCAACAGCAGAGGCUACAGCCCAGUCCACUAUGCAGCUGCCUAUGGAAAUAAGCAGAACCUGGAGUUGCUGUUAGAGAUGUCUUUCAACUGUUUGGGAGAUGUGGAGAGUAGUGUCCCUGUCAGCCCUUUGCACUUAGCUGCGUAUUAUGGUCACUGUGAAGCCCUGUGGGUUCUGGCAGAGACGCUGGUGAGUCUGGACGUGCGGGACACCAUGGGGCGCUCAGCGCUCUACCUGGCCGCCCUCAGAGGCCAUGCAGCCUGCGUGGAGGUGCUGCUGGCUCACGGGGCCUCCUGCCUGCUUAAGGAUCGAGGCCGCAAGUGGACCCCGCUGCACGUGGCAGCGGCCAAUGGUCAUGCUGACUGCCUGCUGAUGCUGGUCAACCGGGCCAAUACUGCUGACAUCAUUGACGUCACAGAUGCCAAGGGACAGACACCUCUGAUGUUGGCAGCGCUGGGCAGCCAUACUGAAUCUGUUCACCUGUUGCUGGAGAGAGGAGCUACUCCUGACAUCGGCGACAAGUGGAGCCGCACAGCACUGCACCGAGCUGCGGCUUUGGGUGGCGGGGAGUGUGUGUGUGCACUGCUGGCGCAUGGGGCGCAGGCUCUGUGUCGUGACGUGCGGGGACGCACUCCGCUGCACCUGGCAGCAUCACGCGGCCACCGUGAGCUGCUGGGUCUCCUGCUGGCUGCUGCACUGCAUGCCGACCCGCUCGACUCGCUGCUGGACUACAGUGGCUACACGCCCUCACACUGGGCUGCCUACAACGGGCAUGAGGACUGUUUGGAAGUUUUACUUGAACACAAACCGUUUAGUAUCCAGGAGGGCAACCCCUUCAGUCCUUUGCACUGUGCUCUAAUCAAUGGCCAUGAUGGUGCUGCUGAACUGUUGGUGGAAACCUUGGGAACACAGCUGGUUAACCUUAGGGACACUAAAGGAAGAACCCCGCUGCAUGCUGCGGCCCAUGCCGAGAGUGUUGCCGGGCUACAGCUGGUCCUAGUCCAGGGGUCAGAGGUGAAUGCUGUUGAUCAAGCUGGACACUCACCACUCAUGGUUGCCGCUGAUAAUGGACACACUUCCCACGUUGAGAUCCUGCUGCACCAGGCCAAGGCAGACCUCACCUUGCUGGACAUCAACAACAAUACCGCGCUUCACCUGGCCUGCAGCAAGGGCCACGAGAUGUGUGCACUCCUGAUCCUGGCAGAGAUAGAUGACCCCUCCCUCAUCAAUGCCACCAACAGCGCACUGCAAAUGCCCCUUCAUAUAGCUGCUCGCAACGGUCUGGCCACAGUGGUGGAGGUGCUGCUGAGUCGUGGAGCCACAGUGCUGGCAGUGGAUGAUGAGGGCCACACCCCAGCCCUGGCAUGUGCACCCAACAAGGACGUGGCUGACUGCCUGGCUCUGAUACUGUCCACCAUGAAGCCUUUUCCCCCCAAAGAGUCCAGCAGUGCCCACUACGGCCUCAACCUGCUCAAGCAUUGCGGCAUCGCUGCUGCCCACCGACCACUUGCCAACGGCAGUCUGCGCCACGGUUACGCCAAGGACAGCUGCCUCACCGAGUGAGACGCGCGCACACACGCACACACACGCACACACACACACACACACACACACACACACAAGCAUACACACACACAUACACAAAAGCGCGUGUGCACACCGACCAACCCCCUUGCUUCAAUACACACAGGAAGUAUCAGUCAUGCUUCCCUCUUGAGCUCCCUAACCCCCUCCCCCUAUAACCCCCUCCCCAGCGCUCUCACCUUGACAACCCCCACCCCUCGCCUCACACUGUAGACACGCAGGAAUAUACUAAUUUGUGUGUGUGUGUGUAUGCGUGCAAUAGUGUGUGUGUGUGCGAGUGCGCAGAAUUUAACCUGAUGGGUGCAGUCAAACCUAUAUGCAAAUAUGUCACUCGAAAUCUAUAUUCCUGCCCCUCUCUCUCUCUCUCUUUCUGUCUCUACAUGUCCAUUGUGUCUUUCUCAUUUCCCAAAAAGACCUAAAGCAACCUUACAAACUGUGUGGAGAAGCAUUUGAACGGCUUCACCUGCCCUAUUGGUGUGAGACAGUUACCUCAAAUUUGGCCCUCGAGCAGAAGAAGUGGUUAGCCAGUCUGUGCUGCAUGAGAGUCUUGCAGGGCAGAGGAACCAACCAACAGGUUUGACUGCACGGCCACAGGACGGGUUGGGGGGGACCACUUCCAGUGCAGACAGACCUCACAUGACGCAUUCUAAUGAAGGGGCCCAAUUAUGAUGAAACUGCACCCAGCCCCACCCACUCACUCGUUAUUUACAUGCUUGAGCAGUCACAUUAAUAACACAGUGAUGGCUUUGCUCUUCCGGUAUUAAUUGGGUGAGGUCGUUUAGUUGGUUUUGACAAAGUUUACCUUUUAAGUGGAUGGAAAACAAAUUAUUUCACAUGAAUAAAAGAAUGAGUUUCAGUGUAUAGCAUGAGGGGCUGUCUGCACCGGUCCCUACCCUAAAGUGAGCUCAGAUAUGAAGGAAUUGUCAGCCUUUCUACUCACAGAAGUGGAAGAUGAAGGAAAUGCGUAUUUGAGUGCAAGAAAAAUAUGGCCAUCUUUUGGGCUUCUCUGGAAAUUUCUAGAUGUCUUACAGUGCUGUGCCUAAGUCUCAAACAGCUAAUGAUACUCAUCAUGCUAAUUACUGUGGGCGGGAUUCUCCCUGACCCACAUUAAGUACCCCUUUCAGUGAUGUACCCACCUCCCUUAUCCAACACCCCUCCCAAACUAUGUGGAAUGGUUUUUGAGACUUCAAAAGAGAACAAUUCUAGGAGUUUCAGAUUGGGGGAAAAAAAAAAAAAAUUUCAAUACAAUACAAUUUCUUAAAAACUAAAAGAAACGACAAGCACCCAUACCGAAGCGAGGACUAGCUCCUCUCCACCUCCCAAUUUUUUCCCAGUACAGACAGCUGUCUGGAACAUUCAUUACAUGAGUAAGUUGAUGUUUGCACAAUAGGGUGUCAAGGACUUUAAAAAAAAAAAAAAAGACAAAAAAAUUGUUUUCAAUAUAGCUGCUAAAAUAUAAUUGCCUUUGUUUUUUGGUAGAUUGUAAUAAUGGUAUUUAAAAGCGGGUCUUAUUUCAUGUUUUUCAUUUUUUUUUUUUUUCCUUCAUCCUUAUUUAAGAGCAAUACUCAAAGAGAGCCUUCAAAAUGUCUUACCUCACAUUUUGCUUGAUCCUAAAAGGAUUUUGGUUGUUAAUACUCCUCAGAUUCACUUUCCGUAGAACUCUGCCAAGGAAGCGUUUGGUUUUAAAGAAAUGAACACAGUUAUCCAGUUCAAGGCUAAAAUAUAUAUACACUUUAUAAUUGGAAUAUGCACUGUUGGAGAAGGAAAGCUACCAAAGGUGUUACAUGUUUCAUGCUAAGAUGAUUACUCCCACAAAGCCACACUGAAGAGCCCCCCUUACCUUUGCCUGGUAUUACAUGUUGCCCAUCACCUGCUAUGAAGAUAACAUAUCAUUUUUGCAUGCUAGAUGUAUUCAAUUGCCACCAAAUCAUAGUUCACCAAAAAAAAUAAAAUAAGAAAUUUGAAUGCAUCUACAGGUCCAAUGCACUUGAAGCUUUAAAAACAUAAAAAACUACAACAUAAUGACCUCAUGUACGGCAUCACUGUAGACUUGUCUAGUAACCAGGGUUUGUGGGUACGGCCAAAUAUUUUCCAGGGCUUCGGGUCCUUCGGUUUGUCCCCGAGCACAGGUGUUGGCCUCAGCUUCCCAAGUCCAUUGCAAUGCAAAAUUAUGAUCGCUCUGCUAGAAGACUCAAAAGCAGCACCCCUGGUGCCAGUGCAUCACAGUGAUGGCUUUAUCUCCCUUAUAAUCUCAUCCAGCCAAUUGCCAGCAUUUCACACUGUGCCCUAAUGAUUCCUUUGGACCUGGAUAAUCAUCUCCAUGUUCUUGCUGAUCUCUGUCGAGCUCGCUAGCUGUUGGGCUGGCGUCCUCUACCUGUUUCAUAUCGACCUUUAAACGGCGUUGCCUCUCCCUGAAUGUACUUGCUUUAUGCUCCAGCUAUCCUGUCUGUCGGCUACUGGGAUGCUAGCCUCGGUAGCUGCUGCUCUUCCUCUCCUCGCCUCCUGGCCUUACUGUAGCUGUUGGUACACAGGCUGGGUUUGACCGGUUUCAGUUCUUCAACCAAUUUACGCGCCACUGAACGAGAGGUUCAAAAAAGUGCUCCUAAAUGAUUGUGGAAGAGGCUGCGUGGUGCUAUGGAACAAGAAAUAAGACGACUUUUUCGACCUUUUUUGCAAAUAAUUUGUGUAGGUGUGUUAUCUUCCAUGCUUUUUUGCACAGCCGGCCAUCUAUUCCAUAGUUAAAAGUAUUAAAUACUAUAUCAGUCAGUUAAGCUUUUUAGUGAAAGGUAGUGUUUUUAUAUCGUGUGUCCUCAGUUUGUGGCUAGAAAAUCUUGAGUGUUAGUGCCAGCUGCCUUGGCCUUAACUGUGUUUUGUGUAGUUACCGGGAGACGUAGGUAUAUCCAAACUAGCAUUUCGUGUGUUAGCAUUUCGAUUUCAAUUUUUGAUUUGCACAAUUUUACUUGACCAUUAAGCAGGAAUGAGCACCAUAAGGUUCUCCCUUAUGGCCUGGAUCGUGAAACAAACAACAAUGCGUGAAGCCUAAGUUUAAAAGUGUAUUAUUGACUGAUUUUUGCACUCCAGGUGAUCAGGCAACAUGAAUCACUUCAUUCUUCUUACUGUGUGGCUCUGUGGGAGUACUGCCAUCAGUGGCAGAGGAUCAGAAAUUCUAUCUCAAAGAGCAGCUGAAGAGGUAGACUAAUACGUUUCCUUGUGUUCGCUUUCUUUUUGUGUGUGUGUGUGUGUGAGAGUGUGUGUGUUUGUUUGUUCUUUUUUGUUUCAUUUUGAAAUGACAAUCAGUCUACUAAGGGCUUUUUAUUUGUAAGGAAACACUUUUAUGGGGACUUGUGCAAAUAUGUUGCCAUCUUGACACCCAAACUAGUCUCCUUUUUAAAAGUCGGCAUAUGCGUGCCGUCAUGCCCAGAGUGCGCACUUGCUUGGUAUGUGUGCUUACUGUUUUUUUUGGGGGGGGGGGGGAAGGGAUUAUCUUGUGCUUCCCCGUCACCUUAGCAAAAUUCACUGUCAAAUAAAAAACUGUAAAAAAGAAAAAAAAACUUUCAGAUUGUAACAUCAGAACUAUUAGUUACUACUCUUUACAUAAAUUCCACAAUACCUACAAUUGUUCUCUUUUAACAGAAUAUAGAAAAACGUACCACAAAUGUUCAUGGGGUAUUGGUAGUCACAUAUAUUUAUCUAUCUAUAUAUACGUAUAGAUAUAUAUAUAUUAACACAUACUUUUAUGCAUCAAAUUCAAAGUUCAUUGCAGACUGAGAUUUUAUUGUCAGGUCUAUGGUGCAUUAACAGGGAUGAGAAGGUAUCAUGUUAAAAAUAAAAAAAAUGGAAAAGGAAAAAAAGAAGAAAAAAAAACAGGAAAAGUUGAAAAAAGCAAAUGCUUAUCUUGCACCCUGAUGUGGCCAGUACCGGUGUUCCACAAGGUAUUUCAUUUUAAAGCCUUUAAGGAGAAAAAAAAGUCAAUAUCCUUUACUAUAUGCAGGAAUAGCAAAUGCCAAAAUCAGUGUAAUUGCUAUUUCUCAUAUUUGUACUAGUAUGCUGAAAGAAAUGAUUGUAUUAAGCUACCUGAACUUUUUGUGGCAUUUUACAUAGGCCUUUUUCUAUGAUGUCAGACAAGGGUGUUGCUGGUGCGGAGAUAUCACAUCAACAAAUAAGCCAUUUAAUAAUAAUCUAAUUCAGCUGAAUAGGAGAAGGGAUUUUUAUUUGAAAUUGUACAUUUUGUUCAAACUAAAGAGUGUGCGAGCAAGCAAGAGAGAAAGACAUCCUGCUCUAACACCUGCGUAACCUUUUUUUUUUUUUUUUUGAUUCUCAAAAUUGGACUACCGUACUACAUUCAAUUUGGAAAGUGGGUUGAGUGCAAGUUAAAUAAAUUGCCACAGAUUGGCUGGCCUGGGCGAACGGGACUUGCUCCCGAUGCAAACCACCUUGUCUUGUCAAGAGCUGUGCAAAGUGCUGACAGGCCCCCUGGCCAGACUUUGGUCUGGUGAAAGGUUGGAGAGUUUGGGCCAGGGAUGGAAGAAACAGGCUUGCUUUGGUAAACAAAACAAAAGCCUGACUUUUGCUUUGAAGGUCCUAACUCCAACCCACCCCCCACCCCCCCCCCGUCAAGCAUUAGCUCAUUGCAGAGGACACGGCUCAGCCCAGACCAAAAGCACUUAUCGAAUGAAUAGGCACUUUUGUAUAUUUAAUAUCUCUAUAUGUAUGUGUGUAUUUAUGUAUACAUGUUACCUAUGUAGAUAUUAACGUUAGGGGUUACAGUUUUCUUCAGCAAAAGAGGUGAGAGGGUGUCUCACUUUUCACUGGUGAGCAGGUGUGCUGUGCGUGCGUGUGUUUUGUUUGUGUGUUUGUGUCUACGUAUGAGGAGGGGAUGGUUUCUCUUGUCGGGAUCACUAUUCGGUAGCAAUGAAAGUAAAGCUUGCACCUGAAUGUGCACAUGUGUGUAGCACAAAGUCCAUUUCAAACAGAAAAAAACGACCUCUAUUUGCACUGCCUUUCUUCAACCAGUUGCCAAAAAGCAAGGAUGUUUAAAAAAAAAAAUGAAAAUUGAGGACAAAAACUGACAUUUGAUGAAGAACACAAACUAUGUAUAGGUAUACGUCGAUUGACAGACAUCUCUGCUGAGCCAUAGUCCAGUAAUUUGCUGACUAAAAGUGAAUGUAAGGUCUAAAUUUUGAGUAGGUGGGGUUGUGAAGCUGACAUUACUGCACUGUCUCUAGACAAAAUGACAAAAAGUAAUAGAUUAAAGUCUGACACCCUUUUUUAGGAUUGUUCCUUUUCCACAUCUGCUUACAUCUGCAGACAAAUGGGCAAAGGUUUGAAACAGUCUUCUCAUUUGAGCCAGUGUUGGACAUUAUUUUUUUAGCAGGGUAGAGGGUUCUAGAUGUAGCCGAUGCACAUGCCUUAUGUUCUCAGCACAAAUGUCACACCAAUGUCAUCUUUAGCACUGCUCAUGUGGUCCUUUAGGGCCCCUCCAUUCUGCACUGUCCUGUGAAGCAGCCUAGCUCAAAGUGGUUGUUGUUACAAAAUGGCAGCCAUAUUCUCUACUGCAAUUGCCUUACAGUUACCUCCUGAUGUUCUUCCUGUGUUGUGAUGCGCAAGCCUGCAUAGUCUCUGUACUUGUUUGGAAUGUGUACGUCUUUGUUUCAUAACUGAUAGCAUAUCAAAAGCAUUCAACCUUAAUGACGCCCCAUGCUGUUACCUAGACCCGUAAGUGCCGUAGCAAUUUCCGUCUCUCUUGUUUGUUCUCGAUGGUUGUUGGAAAGAACAAUUUGUUGAAGUCAUCCUUUGUCCAGUGGGGUUCGGCACAAAAGAAGUUCAAAGAGUGAUUCUCACCUUUUCUUUUGCCUUUGUUUCAUCAAAGGCCAUCUCUCUCCCCACCCAGUUAUUGAUUCCCAAAGUCCUUAUCACAAGUGAAACUCUUUAAUAGUGCUGAUCCCCUUAGACCUUCACUAAGAUGCAGAUAACCAGCUUUGUAUUGCUCUCACUGAAAAGGAAAUCGUGUAAGCUGUAUGAGUGAGAGUGCUAGGGUAUAAGCUGUUGAAGACCGUAUAAAACAAUUCAGUUCAGAGUUCAUAUUUGAAGAGACUCAGUUCAUCACACUCCUCAAGAUGGGGAAAUACUUUUUUUCAGAAAUAAUGUCCUUAACUGGCUCAAAUGGUGGGUAAGACUACGUUUUCUAAAAUGCUCGAGUAUUCUAGGAGAAAGAUUGGAGUUUACUUGUUUUUUUUUUCUUUUCUUUCUUUCUUGUCCUCUACUCAUCUGUAUAGCAUCAAGCCCAUAGCGAAUGUGCAUUUUGUCAUACAGAUCAAGUACACUCUCUGUUGAAAGGUAUGUUUUGAGUUUUUAAAAAGCAAUAUUGCAGUCGGCCAGUUCGAGGAGGAGAGAUAGACUUGCACAAACUAGUGGAGAUGGUAGCAGUUGACACACACAGAACACACGAAGCGUCAAAAAAAAAAAACAAGCAUUGAAGAAAAUGGGCAUGACUAGUGAUUUUGUACGUUUGUGAGUUUUUGUUUUCCUUGUUUCUUCAGGGUACUGAAGUACUAGUUGUGGUCCUGGCUCUCUAUCUGGUCUCGUACAGGGCGUAGGUCUGUAUUUGACAGGAGUGGUGGAAUCACUUCUAAUGUAGCUUCUCAUUUGUGUCUUAGAGUUUUGUUGGUGAGAGAUCACAGCUCUUUGUAAGAUUGAAUAGUAUUUGUUUUCGUAAAAUAUAUAUCCGUGAUUAUUUAACAUCCAGAACUUUAUUAUGAUUUGAAGAUAAAGAGAGGGUUUAUAGGAAAGCUGGAAUUAGAUUUCUUUUUUUUUUGAAUAGUUAGUUUAUAUUAUAGUUAUCAUAGCUGUCGUGUCACAUAUUAACUACAGUGAUACUGUCCACAGCACGGUCUACUGGGAUAUCUCCCACUUACCUCCGGUGUUGGUAGAAGUUGCUCCUGAAAAGUGCUGACUGUGGACCAGUUGUCAUGUUCUAUUCUACUCCUCAGACUGCGAAAGAGGGGAGAGAAGCUGGUCCCAGGUCAGCAUCUGUGCAGCAACAUCUCCCCUGAGCCUUACCUCCAAGGACACCAGUGUCCCUCUUUACUUGAAGCAUCGGUGAAAGGCAAUAGCAGAAUAUUUUAUGUUUUCACCUUCCCCUCUGCCCCCCAUAGAAAGCAUGCCUUAAACUUAAGGGUACACCAUGUGAAUUCCCUCAACGUAAAGUAAAAAAAAAAAAAACGUCUUUGUUACCUUACUGGUGAUAAUUGGUGUACAGGUUUUCAUAUCAAUAGUGGCUGCAGUUAUAGAAGAUAACCUUGUUUUAAUAUAUAACAAAGUCUAUGUUGAUAUUGUAAAAAAUUAUAAUAAUGCAUCUAUGUAAGAAAAAAAAGUGUUUUUCAAGUUUUUGUCAACCUCUAGAUUCUAAAUGGGCAUAGCAGGGAUUUAGCCAGUCCCAGGACUCAGAUAGCUGUACAUCUGUCAUUUUAAAUGUACCGACCCAUGUGAAUGAGCUGUUUGUGACAAAUCCAUCUACAGAUCCUCCUCUUUGCAUGAAUCCCUGCACCCUUUAACAGCUCCAGACAAAUGAAACGUAGACUGAUGUCUGUCACUGGCCUGAGGUUGCCUCCAUAGUACUGUGACCUCUGUCCUCAUGGUUAUAUAUCACAGUGUGUCAUGGAAGUAAUAUUAAUGACCUUCUCUCAUCUGAUACCUCUUGUCCUGUUGAUGUUUUAAGGCUAUUCUCAGUAAUCUGAGGUCACUACCAUGCGUUACCUCUCUGGCUUUGGAUAAGCGGAGAUUGAGAGAAGCAGCCAUUAAAGAUGAUGGUUAGCAUCCAUAAGACCUGCGAGCUCUAUGUCAGUGUGCCUCAGUAUCCUUUGAAGUCCUAGAGAGUAUUUCAGCCUGGUGAACAUCCGAUGCCUUUCACCCAACCUACCCAUAAUAAGUAUGGGAGAGCCACAGUUCAUUGUAGUGUUUGGUCAGAACACUUUCCGGCAGAGGGGUCUAUGGAGACACCAGUGGGAUCAUCUGAAAGCGGAUGAUCUAGUGGUCCUCUGCAUUUGGCUGGAUUGCCCUAAGAAGGGACAGUUGCUGCUUUUUGAAGGCUGAAGGUCUCAAAAUAAUUCUUCUCAAAUGGACCUAACUGGAGGCUCAGGUCAUGUAUGGCAACUUAUGCAAAUUCCCAUGUUUGAUGGAGGUCCUGUUAUGCAUGGUGGAGCUACGCUGUGAGAACAUUGCUGUGCAGUUGGAAUGUGGAAACCUGAAUGGCCUACGUUAAACGAUUUUCCUGGUUUGUGCAACGUCUUUUCAAGAUUAAUUUCAAACCAUGGACUCUAUUGAACAUUCUUGCUCCACGGAAUUGUGUUGUUCUCAAUUGUAGCCACACUAAGAUUAAUUUGGUGCAAGCUAUAAAUGCUAUUAAAUUGUAAGAGAGGUUAUAUUGCAUGGUGGCAUUUUUCACCAAGAAUACUGAUUAUGCAUUCAGUUUAGAGAAUUGCUGGUUAUUUAGUUCAUUUCUAUAGGUAAUUGUAGUGUGUGUUACUUCAAGAGAGAUGGUCACAUAAUUUCUGAAGAGCUUCUAAAUUGAAUCAAAAUAUCUAUUUACAGUUGUUUGUUUAGUCUCUGUAAAUGGUCUUCCAUUCAAACCAGUCUGAAGCCUUAUGAAUUACCACUGAGUAGUCCUGUUUCACAGGGUCCAUUAUGGGUCCAACCACCUGUAGCAUUAGGCUGUCACAAAUUCCAUUAAUCCCAAGGAACUGGAAGCCAUUUUGUUGACCUGCUAGUUCAUUUUGUCACCACAUGAAUCUCUGUGGACAGAAUUGUCAAAACUACAGAGUUUGUGUUGACAGAUUUUUCAAAGCACAAGUCCAAAGAGGAAGUUCUGAACACCAAGUCCCCAAAUUCUGGCCUGCCAGUUGUGCUCACAGUAACCUUCCAAGAUGACACUUCAGCCCUCCGGGCUUGAUUAUGGGCUGGUUUUCAAGGUCUUUUUCCAAUUGGGUAAAUUACCUUGUGUAGAAAAAGAGGUUUGGCCAUGGUCAAGUAAUCCGUAGUUCAUUCCGUUAAAGCAAUAUUUCCAUUUGUGAUUGCACCUUGACUCGCUCACAAGCACAAGUACAACUGAAAAAUAGCUGGGCUGUAAUUAAGAUUGUCCGCAGCUUUGAAAACAUGUCCUAUUAGAUCUAAUGAACUGGCCAAGGUUGCAAACGGAUCCCAACAUCUAAAGUUUACAAAUAUGUGAUUUCGAAUGUAAGUAAGUGGCAUAAAGAAAAGCUAUUUGUUCCAACACACCAAUAAGGAAACAUUAUGCAUUCUACUGGAAGGGUGUUGUAGAUUUUAUUGAUCUUAUCUAGAGUAGCUCUUCUAGGCGUGGAUUGUUGCAUGUACGAGGGAUGGCAUGUUUGUUUAAUUUAACGCAGGGUUUAUCUUGAUUGAAUCUGAGCUUAUCCAGAAAUUUGACUGAUCAACUGUGAGUAGCAAAGGGAGUUUAACAUUGUUUAUAAGAACAUUUUUGCAGCCUGCUACUUCCCUUAAACCUGGAAACUAAACUUGAAUUAACAGCAAAGUAAAGUGAAUAAUGAUAAUCAGUGGGAUGUGUUUGAUGCAUUUGGCAUGGCUUUAUAUGUUUGCGGAUGUGUGUGGACGAUGAGUUGGUCUUGCAGUGGAAUACUAUAAUGCAGGAUUAAGGGAAACCACCUUGCAAUCACUACCUUUUGGUACUAGGACGUCCGUAUCCAUGUGCUAUGUGAGUUUUUGUGUGUGUGUGUGUGUGUGUGUGUGUAUAUGACUUAAUGUACUCAAGCAUUUCCCAUUUGAAGACUGAGGAUAUGUGCUCCUCACUACGUGGCGCUGAAUAUUUUGUAAGAAAUUUGUAUUUUUCCAUGUCUUGGCAUACUUUACACACGACUAGUUUACACUACCAGAAGCCCAAGGAUUCUGCUCUCCAAUUAGUCAAUCCUUAAAAAAAAAAAUACAUUCCCUUCUAGUUAUGGUAAGAUCGUGGUACUUCUAGUCUUUAAAAGUUUGUGGGCUUUUUUGUAUUUAGUUUGAUAGACUGUUUUGGUGUCCUAACAUGUUUGUGAACUUAACCCUUUGAAGAGGAUAUCUGAACACUGUUUUGAGUGAAAGCUUGAAUUCUUUUCCAAUCUGUAUCUGGAAUAAGGCUGUUGGUUGCCUUAAAACAUACAUUAUCAGAAGUUCUCAAUGUCCUCCCAAAGAGCCUGAGAGAGAGUGAGCCUCACAGCUCCCCUCCCCUCUGCUCAGCUGUGUGUAGAGACCUGGAAGAGGUGAACCAGUUAGCGUUAGCAUUAGCCCACAGGCGUUGGAGUGCAGCAGAGAACAUGCCAUACCUGAAGUCUGGCAGUAACCCGAGUCCCACCCACACUGGUGUUUCACUACUGCCACCUACUAGUGAGUGAGUGAGUGUGUGUGUCUGGUUGUUGUUGUCAGAGAAAGCAGGUGUUUAGUAAGGCUUAGAGGACGUAAGCAGCGAUGUAGUAGAUCCAAUAUGAAACCCUAAUUACCUCAAAACGUCAAUGACAGAAAUAAAUACAGAACUGACCACACUUUUCAUCUUCAAGUGGAUUUACGCUUCAUUUGUAAUACACACAUUCAUGCUAUUUUGGGGAAUUGUAAAAAAAAAAAAUGUUAAAAAAGGUAUUAGUAUUACAAUACUGAGUAUGGUUUUUCUGUUGUGCCUACCUCCAUAUUGUACAGGUCAUCUUUGUCUGCUAAGUGCAUAGCCACCUAUUUCUGUAGGUUAAAAGAAAAAAAAAGAUGGAGAAAUAUUUCCAUUUUUUCUAUCUUAAAAAAAAAAAAAGUUCAAAAUGAGUGACUGUGUCUGUCAUAUUCAAGUGUUGAGGAUUAGUCACAACCAACGACAGGAAUGUCUAAGCCAAGCUGUAAGUAGACCGACAAAAUCUCCUAGGUCCUAGUGCAGCAGUUUCUUUGAGAAUUUUUUAUCAAAGACAGAUCAGCUUCAAUGAGCCCAUCAAAAGCACCCUUUACUCAGUGAGCAGACGUCACCUUUUCCACAUCCUGACGGUGUGUUUGUGUAUGUUGUGUGUGUGCGCAUCAAGCCAUAUGUUACCACGUUUACAGCUGUUGUGUUAUAGGAAAUGUCUGACUGUGGAGUUGGUGUGUCAUGUGUCUGCGUCUUAAACUAACAUAACUCCAAAAGCAACAAAAUUACAGCAGCUCUGGUUCAAUUCAGGCUGAGUAAGGGUGCAUGCGGUGCGCUCCGUCUGAAGGAAACACAUUUAUCGUAUCCAGCCUUAAACCGCCAGAUGCAUCCCACCACAGAGGUCAGAUGUUAGGCAGGGCUCCCACUAAGCAAAAGGACCUCUUCAGACCCCUCCCCAAACCCUGCCCCCCCCCCCUUCCCCAAACCCACCUAAAAGAAAUGGGUAAAGAGACAAGCCGUACAUGAUUUUCUGUGACAAUGCAAUCUCUGAAAGCACUUUGCCUUGUUAAAUCCUAACGUGUGCUAGUGAAUGGUUAUAUGUUGCAAAAUGUUACAUUUGUGUUUUUAAAGAGAAAAAAAAAGUGAAAGGAACUAUAAUUUGAUUAAGACACUUAAAUAUGAUUCAAAUUUGCAUUGACCUCCAAGUACAGGACAAGAGAAACUCCAUUAACUAAGGCAUUCAAACCUGAUUUUUUUUUUUUUUUACAAUGUAUGCUGCAGCCAUUGAGUCUUGUUAUUCAGUAUUGUGGCUUAGAAUUGGUUAUGUUUAAAUAAAGUGCUAUCGCUUAAUAUCAAA